Micropterus salmoides (largemouth bass) is the source of this 2522-nucleotide messenger RNA. RefSeq names its product calcium binding protein 1a (gene cabp1a). Bases 94 to 1551 code for a protein of 485 amino acids. The transcript is spliced from 8 exons. Lineage: Eukaryota; Metazoa; Chordata; Actinopteri; Centrarchiformes; Centrarchidae. Gene Ontology annotation, molecular function: calcium ion binding. The record is from RefSeq and is a predicted model, not a curated record.
UGUGCCCCGAUCGGUUCCGCUGUCUGCGCGCGUCGGCCGCGCUGCCGCUCAGCAGUCAGGUGGUGAAAUGUAGCCUAACUCAGGCUCUCUGAUAUGCUAAUAUGGGUCGACAAUGGAGAGAAAACGGUCUGUCAUGUCGAUGAUCAACCCACCGAGGCAGACGAGACCAGAUCCGCAGCAAUGAGCUCUUCCUUUCCCAAAUCUGAAUCCACGACCUCCUUACUGAAAUCAUCCUCGGCGGCGAGAAGACCAACACACCUCCCUGAACGCACAGCGGAGAGCCGGAGAAGUCAGCAUCAGCACCAGCAUCACCACCGUCCCGCCGCACUCCAGAGCGGUAGCAAAGCCGAGGAGUCCUUCUGGUCGGCCGAGUGCGACAUCAGUGCCCGGAGACCCCUGUGCCAUCCGUCCCUCAUCGGCAGCCCGGACAGUAGUAAUAAUGCAGCCACUCGGGGCAAGUGUAAGUCACAUGCCCCUCACAGCCAAGUUCCCGACCUGCCGGAGCCGAACGGCGAGGCGGACCGAAGUGUGAGGGAGCGCUGCAGGUCAUCCAAACCCACACACCGGCACCACCAUCGCAGGAAGCACACCCGGGAGGACCGUCCACCGGCAACAGGACCACCUGAACCUGAGCACCCGCGUCGCUGUCACAGGCACACCCGCCCUGUCCCCAGGGUGCCCUCUCUGUCGGACAGCAACGACGACAGGGCUCCCCUCUGUGAGCCGAGGGACCACAAAGAGUCCAGUUUGGCUAAUAGCGACGGUCAGGUCAUCAGUCCAUCCCCGUCCUCCUGCUCCCUGGUCCCGCUGUCCAGCAGGUCCUCUCGCCGCUCCCGGAGGUCCAGCGCUGCUUCUUCUGCGUCUGAUAUCAAUUUACGCACCAUCCUCAAUUCACUGUUUGGGCAGAUGCUCCAGGAUGCUGAGAGGAGAUUCAGAGGGGUGCUGUCCUGUGAGGAGAUGAGCCAGGCAGUGUAUCUUGGGCCUUAUCAGCAGUCCAUUGUUUCCAUGACACAAAACUGCGUUCUCGUGAGCAACAUACUGGGGCAAACCUGUGUCUUCCUGAGUAAAGGCAUGGCCACAUGCCGGCAGGCUGACAGAGAGCUGCGGCCAGAAGAAAUGGACGAGUUGCGGGAUGCUUUCAAAGAGUUUGACAAGGACAAGGACGGUUUCAUCAGCUGUAAAGACCUUGGAAACUGUAUGAGAACCAUGGGAUACAUGCCCACUGAGAUGGAGCUUAUUGAACUGAGCCAACAGAUAAAUAUGAACUUGGGAGGUCAUGUUGAUUUUGAGGAUUUUGUAGAGUUGAUGGGCCCAAAACUCCUCGCCGAAACUGCAGACAUGAUUGGAAUAAAAGAGUUAAAAGACGCGUUUAGAGAGUUUGACACUAACGGAGAUGGCGCCAUAAGCACAUCGGAGCUCCGAGAUGCCAUGAGGAAGUUGUUGGGCCAGCAGGUGGGUCUAAAGGAAGUAGAAGAUAUCCUUAGGGAUGUUGAUUUGAACGGUGACGGGCUUGUUGACUUUGAAGAGUUUGUACGAAUGAUGUCUCGCUAAGAUCAUGAAAUGAUCGGUCCUGAAUGUGAAGCUGUGUCCUUCUCUAUACUUGACCAAGUACGACAGAGGACAUGCUAAGAUCUCUGAGCCACCCGAAUCUGAAUGACACUGGAAUUAAAACUCCUUGAAUGUUAUGGAGCGAGGAGUCACCUCACACUUUUAGUCAAUAAGUGUUCUUCCUGAAAGGCCUCCAGUUCAACUGAGGCAGAAUUUGCUGUAGCCUAGCAGAAGAUUGUUCAACUUAUAUUUUUUGCACUUUAAUUCUCACUAAAUAACUUCCUGUGUGGAUAGAUUGCUGGUGUCUUUGUCUCAUCCUCUACAUGGUAAAAUUAAGUGUCUUGCAAAAUGUCACCUUUGAUGUACAAAGUCAGAAUGAUAGAGUGAAUGUCUGUAAAAAAAAAAAUAAUAAUAAUAAUUUCAGUGCACUGUUGAACAUUUCAGUUCAUUUUUUUCACGCAGUAUGUGUUACAUUCGAAAUUGUAAGUGGAAUGUCUUGUGACACUGGUGCUCCACGAAGGGCCCCAUGUGGCAAUAUCACACCUUUAUUGCAACUGUGUGACCAUCUGUGAUAUUUCAGCGUGCAAGUCCAGCCCUGUAAAAGCAUCACUGUCUGACAACUACAUGCAACGAAGAAGCAGAUCUGAGAUAUUAAUGAGAAACAGAACUCUGAAACACAUUUUCACAUAUGUUAUUCGCCCAUAACGUCUCCAUAGCGUCCUGAGAGACAGUAGGAAUGACAUAUGUGAACUGUAUUUACAGUGGAUGUGAUUAUGUCCUACCUGUACUGUAUGUCAACGUCAAUAUGAUUGUAAUUGUGGUAGCGUUCCACACAUCUGUGUUGUCGGAUUUUUAUGCAUGCCAAAGAGAGAAAUUUAUUAAAUUCAGUAUGCACAUUUGCAUUUUUGUCUAACAAAGUGAAAAAAAUAUUUCGCGAAGUUAACUGUAGAAAAAUAAAAGGUGUUUACAUUUGA